Molecule: messenger RNA, 1458 nt
Organism: Penicillium malachiteum
Lineage: Eukaryota; Fungi; Ascomycota; Eurotiomycetes; Eurotiales; Aspergillaceae
Exons: 2
Coding region: 1-1458 (485 amino acids)
Source: RefSeq, a predicted model, not a curated record
AUGUCGACUUCUGGUGAUAGUCAUAACGGCGAGCCCGUCGUUCCUCACGAUAUUACCCGAGCCUCCUACCACAGCGGGAUGGGUGAUCAUACACACAUCAUGGUCAACCAGACAACGGAGACUCGUGUCUCUUCCGAGAGCAACAACGCUUCCCUGAAGAGUCCUCGCACUGCUCGCUUUGCGGAAGCGACCACGAUCUACUCGCCAAUCGAACCGUCCAGCAAAGCUCCCUUUGCUGAGACAGGAGUGAUCUCGCAAGGUGUUGCUGAUACUGGCUUUGGCUAUGUAUCAAACAACACUCCUGCUCAACAUGCAGACGACUCAAACCCUCCUUUGUCACCUUGGCGAGCCGACCUGAAGGUUCCCAAGUCUGCCAUGACUUUGAACCCUCUCAGUCCAACCUUCCGUGAGGAGUACUUCCUCGAGAAAGGUGAACAGCAUGCGGAGAAGGAGAAUGCUCGUGAUGUACGAAUUAAGCUGCGUGUGCGCAUUGCCAAGAUCUUCCUGCGCUUCGUCAACUUCGGCUGUAGUCUGAUUGUCCUGGCCAUGUUGGCAGUCACCCUUCGGACCUUCAUGAUGACCAAGGACCUGCCAGAGCGUAACAGCAGCAAUGCGUGGAAUCCUGGAACCAGCCCUUGGCCACAGUGGUUACUGUUGGGUCUGGCAUGUUUCUCUCUUCUUGCCUGUAUGAUUGUGUUCUGGGGAUACUACAAAGGAGGUCAUAAGCGUGCUGAGAAGCUUGCGAUCUACUACAGUACCAUUUCAGUCAUCUACUUCACAUUCAGCUUCGUUAUGUGGAUCGUUACUGCAGCUAUCUACGAACACUCAAAAGCAAAUGGAAACGACAAGGAUCUUUGGGGUUGGGCUUGCGCACAGAACACUCGUGAGCAGAUCUACUCCAACACCAUUGACUACGCUCUUCUCUGCCGUCUCCAAGACUGGGGUCUCGUCUGUGCUAUUAUCGAAGUCGUUAUCGAACUCCUCGUGAUUCUGGUCUACGUCGUCGUCUUCUACCGCAUGUGGUCGAAGCGCAAGCUUAUGAAGUCUAUGAAUGCUCGUGAUCGCGCUCGUUCAGACUUUUACCUUGCCCAGCUGCACCGCCAGACCGCACCAAACACACCCGGCUUCCCAGGCUUCUCAUCGUACCCUCCCAAGUCCCCAUUCACCGCUGCACAGGGUAUCGACAUUGAGAAGGGAGAAGGUGGCCCUGUUCCUCAAUUUGCUACCGCCCCUCCUACUCAGUACGCCUCGCCUCGCUCUCCAACUCAGCCCAAGCCCGCAUUCCAGCUCCAGGCUCCUCCUAUUCGUGUUCAACAAGCAACUCCCCAAACAAUCCAGGAGGAGUUCGCUCCCCCGCCUAGCCAUGGUUUCAACUUCAACACCCAGCCACAGCACCAUGUGACUAGUGCCCCUGGCGAGCACAGUUACGGCUCUGUCCCCAUUCCAGGUGCCUACUAG